Molecule: messenger RNA, 8156 nt
Organism: Ctenopharyngodon idella (grass carp)
Lineage: Eukaryota; Metazoa; Chordata; Actinopteri; Cypriniformes; Xenocyprididae
Gene: frmd5b
Product: FERM domain containing 5b
Exons: 15
Coding region: 3722-5437 (571 amino acids)
Cellular component (GO): cytoskeleton
Source: RefSeq, a predicted model, not a curated record
UCCUUCUGCCACGUCAGUGGAGCGUCGCUUCAAGCUGUCAAGAGGCAGAGUGCGUUCAGCAAACCAGCUAGAACUCAAUGGAGGAGGCUUUCUGUGCAUUGUAAAGAAUAAUUAAGUUUUCUUCCAAUUAAACAUCAUGAGACUUCCUUGUCUUUUACUUUUGGCUGUGUACAUAGCCUUUAUAAAUGCCACCGAAUUAACUUUUGAAUUGCCCGACAACGAGAAACAAUGCUUUUACGAAGACCUAGAGCAAGGAGUCAAGUUUGAUAUAGACUUUCAGGUUAUUGCUGGAGGAAACUAUGAUGUUGACUGUUUUGUGACAGAUCCAUUGAAUAACAUACUGUAUCAGGAACGAAAAAAGCAAUAUGACAGCUUUUCCCAUACAACAACCAUGAAGGGAGUGUACGAGGUCUGCUUCAGCAACGAGUUCUCCACCUUCUCUCACAAAACUGUUUACCUGGACUUCCGAUCUGGAGAGGACGACAGAUUAUUGCCUGACAUGAACAGAGCGACAGCUCUCACACAGGUGAAACACGAGCACUAUGCACUCACAUACAGCAUGCACUCUGCAUAUAUGCAUUUGAUAUGAACCUCUGAAUAAAUCAUGCAGAUGGAGUCAGGCCUGCUUGUCUAUCCAUGAGAUCCUGAAAGUGGUUUCAGACUCUCAGACCUGGUAUCGUCUUCGAGAGGCUCAGGACCGACUCAGGGCUGAAGAUCUGAAUGAGCGUGUGCACAUUUGGUCUAUUGGGGAGACCGUCAUCCUGUUUGUGGUCUGUAUUGGCCAGGUGCUUAUGCUUAAGAGUUUCUUCAAUGAGAAGAAAGCCAGUGUUGCCACCAGCACAUAGACCUAGAUCUCUAGUUUGCUGUCUUCUCUCCUUUAAGAUGAUAAACUGAUUCAUUAGUCUGGUCCCCUUAAAACAAGCAGUCUUGACUGCUGCCUACAACCAGUAAAAAAUUACCUCUGUCAAACAAAAUGCCUUAAUUACAGAGUAAUGUAGUAAAAGUUGCACACAGCUCAUUAUCUUGUGUUGUAUAUUCAAAUUGGCCUCCAUGUGCAUUGCUCACUGUUGCAGUAAUGAAAAUUGACCUGCUGAACCUUUUAUUAUGCCACAACUGACCAGAGUUGAUUGUUUUGUUAAAAAUGUAUUUUGUCCACUUGAAGCGUGCCUUUGUCAACUUCAAAUGCAUAUGUCUUGACAUACUUUAUAUAGAAAUCAAAGAAUAGUUUUGGUAGUUUUUGUAUAGUAAUUAUGACAAUAUGAUAAUGAAUGAUUAUGUUGCUGUGUUGAACCUCUAUUUUUCUAUUUAGCAAAGCCCUUGUUUGUUUAUCCCACAUUCAAAACAGAAAAAUCCAUGCAGGUCAUUUAUUUAUAUGCAUAGAUAUAUCUGAAAUGCUUAUUAAAAUUAAUACUUUUUAACCCUUAAAGGGGUCAUGAAUUGAGAAAUUAAAUAUUUCUUCGCUUUUUUUGUAACAGGUCACUGUACUAUAAAAAUAUCCUGUAAGUUUCAGAACUCAAAACUUCCUUGUUAGUCCAAAACAAUUUUUAUUGCAACCAAGCUUUUGAUUUAGUCAGAUUAUGCCGUAAUAGUGCUAUGAGAGACUGUCUCUGCAGAAUCAGAUCAACGCCUACUUAAUGUCGUCGCAUCUUUGGCCCCGCCCACUGCCACAUUAGUGAGAUGAGAAGUAGAGAAGAGAGAUACAGGAUCACUGGACUAAAAAUAAUGUUACUUUCCGAAGGAUCCUAAUGCUAGGAAAGUUAUUUAUUUUCAACUAUGUGAAUGUCUUUUAUUUGUUUGUUCAGUACAAUUCACUGUGGAUUCUUUGGUAAAUCAGUCGCAAUUUCGGUGCAGGCUUUGCAAACAGACUUUUACUGUAAGAUAUGGAUCUAACGCUAAUGCCACAACAUGCAAGUAACGGUGUUAAUUCUAAUGCUUGAUCUUUGAUCACUGAUUUCUGAUAUGCAAUGAUGCAUGUACAGUCAGACGUUCUUUGUCUCAAAAUCGUUUAUUAACUUUUUUUUUGUCAGAAAAUCAAGCCAAUGACUAACCUGCCAACUUCACAUUGUUCCUCUUAGUAGCACGAGAAAAAAUAAGUUAUUUAAAUUGUGAUUAAACUAUACCUCCCUUUAUAAUUGCUGGUGCACACAACGUGAGCUUAUCAGUAACUGAGUUCAACUCUCGCCAAAACUCCCGUUAUAAUCGAUGAUGCUGUCUACACUGCACAAUAAAUCUCUUAUUUACAUCGUGUUUGCACUGUUAGUUAUGAUGAAAGCCUUCAUGAGUGCAGAAAUCGAGUUGCAAAGACAAGAUCACUGCAUUCAUGUGUUCAACAGACAUGUCUCUCGCCGCAACCUUGCAUGUUACAGGAGAGUGAGGAGACUAUCUAAAUAUGAUGCUAUAAUCAACACUUUCCAUGAUAAAUUAAUGUCGACAGCUGUAAUAGUAAAAAUGUAGAAAAAGAUUUUGAGAGAGUUCCACAUGUAUUACUUAUUUCAUAUGCAAAGAUGUUAGCCAAUCAUAGCUCUGGGUGUUUACACUGAAGUCUCACAGCAGACACGCCCCUUCUAACAGAGCGUUCAAAUCAGAGGGCUAAAAUCGGGGUAGAAAAAUGGCCUUUUGUUUCUAAAUUAUGACAAUUUUUGAUGUAAAAAUCAUACUUACAUUAUAAGUGCAACUCAGAAAACAUUAUAAAAAAUAAUAAAAUGCAGUUCAUGACCACUUUAAUUAUAAAUCCUGUCAAGUGCCACUGCAUGCACACAAUUUGUGAGUUAAUUUUGGGAUAUGAAACAAGGGCUUACAUCAUGUCUUACAUAUUUUUGACUAUAACUGAAACACCAACUUAACGUGCAAUUCAAUAGCUAUUUUAUAGACAUGUUUCUUAUUCCUCAAAUAUUUGUACUCUUUUAUUAUUAUUUUUUUCAUACCUCACUCCAUGUAGUUAAAAUUAUGAUUUGUGAAUUCAUUGAUUAUUAUGUAAUUAGUACCUUAAAUUGAGUUGUUUAUAUUUCUUCCUUAUGUAAAUUGAAAAAUUAAAAGCUUUAAAAGUUUGGGAUUGAUUUUAUGAGUCAUCUUAAUAUCAUAUAAUCACAUAUUAAAUCGAUAGUUAAGAAGAUGCCAACUUGAUACCAAAAAUGAGUCUCUCACCACCAGGGGAUACGUUUAUAUUUUUAUUUAUUUAUUUGUUAUGGGAAAAACAAUGACUUUGUUUAAAAAAGAAAAAAAAAAGGGCCUACUUAUUGAUGUGAAUUUUAUCAGGGAAUGGGCUAUUUAUUUGGCACAAGAAAUACCCUCUUAACUGUGUGGAUAUAAUAGUAGAUGUAAACAAUACAUUUUGUUAGACAGAAACUCAAGUUAUUAUAGUGUUCUUUCUUAGAUUUUUAAUAAGUGUUAAUGAUACUCCAUCAUCUACACAGUUAUGAACAUCGACUCUCACUGCCUUUCAGUUUAUGAAUACAUUUCGCCUCAGCCCUCCCUUGAAAUAAUGCAUGAAUAUGGAUGGGCUGUUGUGCCUGAGUCUGUUCAGUGCAUUGGACUACCUCCAACGUUGGCAUAAAACCACCAACGGCAGAGGAGACCACACCGUCCAGUCCGAAGCAUAAUGAUGGGAAGGAAUGACUCAAAAGGGCUUCUGAUCACCGAGAAGGGUCUGUCUAGCAUGUCUGCAGUGAAUGACAUGUUGCGCUCGUCCUAAACGCUCGUGCGUCUUUACUGACUGGCCAAUAUGUUGAGCCGACUGAUGAGUGGCAGCGAUCGGACUCUUGACAGGGAAUUCAACUGUACAGUGCGACUGUUGGACGACUCGGAAUACACUUGCACGGUUCAGAGGGAUGCAAAAGGUCAAUGGCUGUUUGAGCAGGUCUGCCAUCAUCUAAACUUGCUGGAGAAAGACUACUUUGGCAUCAGAUUUGUGGACCCAGACAAGCAACGACAUUGGCUGGAGUUCAGCAAGCCAAUUACCAAACAAAUGAGAUCUCAGCCACCCUACACUAUGUGUUUGCGUGUUAAAUUCUAUCCUCCGGACCCUGCAGCUCUUAAAGAAGAGAUCACUAGAUACCUUGUCUUCCUACAGAUUAAAAGAGAUUUGUAUCAUGGCCGACUCCUGUGCAAAAGUUCAGAUGCCGCUACAUUGGCCGCAUUUAUUCUGCAGGCUGAGAUUGGAGAUUAUGACCCGGGGAAGCAUCCGGAAGGUUACAGCUCUAAGUUUCAGUUUUUUCCAAAGCAUUCCGAGCGCCUGGAGCGCCGCAUUGCUGAGAUCCACAAAUCCGAGCUGAUAGGCCAGAGUCCUGAGACAUCUGAAAUGAAUUUCUUAAGGAAAGCUCAGUCUCUAGAAACAUAUGGAGUAGAUCCACACCCCUGCAAAGAUGUGUCUGGGAAUGCAGCAUUUCUUGCAUUUACCCCCUUUGGCUUUGUGGUGCUGCAGGGGAACAGGAGGAUUCAUUUCCUCAAAUGGAAUGAGGUGACCAAACUAAAGUUCGAAGGAAAGACAUUUCAUAUAUAUGCAACUCAUCAAGAGGAUCAGAAGAUCAUCUUGACUUACUUUGCUCCAACACCUGAGGCCUGCAAGCAUUUAUGGAAAUGUGGGGUGGAAAACCAAGCUUUCUACCAGUUUGAGAAAUCAAGUCAAGUUCGCACUGUGUCCAGUAGUAAUCUUUUCUUCAAAGGAAGCCGCUUUAGAUAUAGUGGUAAAGUAGCCAAGGAAGUGAUGGAACAGAGUGCCAAAAUCAGACGAGAGCCUCCAGAGAUCCACAGGGCUGGGAUGGUCCCCAGUAGGAGUUGUCCCUCCAUCACUCAUGGCCCACGACAGAGUAGUGUUCCCCGAACACGAAGGAGAGCAGUCCAUAUUUCCAUCAUGGAGGGUUUGGAGUCCCUGCGUGACAGUGGCCAUUCCACACCAGUACGAUCGGUCUCCAAUGGCAACUCAUUCCUACGCUCCCAUGGAAAUGGAGCCGAGGGAGGAAGCGGAACAGCUGAAUUUUCUGAGGACUCUUACAGUCCCUCUGACAGCGUGCUUCCCACACCAGUGUCCAACGACCCCUCAUACCAGGCUCAGGUUCGCCACACGAACGGCCCCCGCAGCAUGCAAGAGGAAGGAGGAACAGAACUCUGCACUCAAAACCAGGCAAGGCCACAGGCCGUUAAACCCAAAGGGAAACGUUCACUCCUGGAGAAGACACGGCCAACGCAACACGGCCCAGAGGAAGGGGUGAAUGAGUUCAUCUGUAGUUUGGCCCGUCUUUUCUUAGUGACCCUGGCUCUGCUCUUUGCCCUCCUUCUCCUUCUUAUUGUGCUAACAGAAUCUGAGCUGGACUUGGCCUUUCUUAGGGACAUCCGGAGGACACCUGAAUUCCAGCAGUUCCACUAUGAAUACUUUUGCCCCCUUAGGCGCUGGCUGGCCUGCAAGUUGCGCUGGGUGGGUGGGAAUCUCAUUAAUAAAUGACUGAAACUUGAGUGCAUAAGCACCCCUCACUGUCUCCUGAGAGUGUAGUCUGUAGUAGUCUGAGAGUGGGAUGUUCUAAGCAUUAAUAUCAUGGUACCAUGAAAUUACUAUUAUCUACAUAGCCAAAGCCGUGGACUUCCUACAAUGCCAAGAUGAAAAAACUGUAUGUUUCAGCUCUAGUUAUUGUAAAAUUGUUCUCUGCAGCAGUUGAGUAAAAAAAAAAAAAAGUAUGUAUAGCUCUUUAAAUGCUGCUGUAACCCACUCGUCUUUUACCUAUCAUUUAAAUAUAAUAUAUACACACUCAACCAGACUGUGACGAGUAAGACCUCAUACUGCAAUCAAAGACAAAGAUGCCUUUAUUGGUCAGACAAUAGACAAGACAGGCAUUAAAGGUAUAGUUGAAAAUCCCUCACCCUUAUGUUGUUCUAAACCCAUAAGACUUUGGUUAAUCUUUGAAACACAAGAUAUUUGUAGUGAAACCUGAGAGUUUUCUGUUCCUUCAUUGAAAGUCCAGGCAGUUUGUCAUAAAACAAAUCCAUAUUGAAUCAAGUGGUUUAAUACAAGUCUUGUGAAGACAUAUGAUCAUUUUAUAUGAUGAACAGAUUCAAUUUAGGCUUUCAUUUACUAAACAAUGAGUGGCACAUAAACAAAGCACAUCACAUAUGUGACCCUGGACCACAAAACCAGUCAUAAGGGUCAAUUUUUUAAAAUUGAGAUUUAUACAUCAUCUGAAAGCUGAAUAAAUAAGCUUAAGGAUAGGACAAUAUUUGAGCGAGAUAACACCUAAAAUCUGGAAUCUGAGCGUGCAAAAAAAUCUAAAUAUUGAGAAAAUUGCCUUUAAAGUUGUCCAAAUGAAGUCCUUAGCAAUACAUAUCCACUCACAAAUAUACAUUUUUUAUAUUUUUACAGUAGGAAAUUUACAAAAUAUAUUCAUGGAACAUGAUCUUUACUUAAUAUCCUAAUGAUUUUUGGCAUAAAAGAAAAAUCGAUCAUUUUGACACAUACAGUGUAUUGUUGGCUAUUGCUAGAAAUAUACCCGUGCGACUUAUGACUGGUUUUUGUGGUCCAGGGUAUAGUAUAUGGUAAACAUACAGAAGCUCAAAUGUGCAUGUAUGAUGUGUGAGAAUCAAUGAGAUCAAGAUGCACAUAAAAAACUUCCAUUUUUACCAUAUGUGACAUAUCUUUAUAUGUGAAUAAAAGCCUAAGUUAAAUCUGUUCAUCAUAUAAAGUGAUCAUAUCUCUUCAAAAGACUUGGAUUAAACUGCCCAAUUCGUAUGGAUUCAUAUCACAAUGCCUUUAUAUUACCUGGACUUUCAAUGGAGGGACAGAAACCUCUCAGGUUCUCAAUAUUUUCAUUUGUUUUUUGAAGAUUAAUCAAAGUCAUAUGACAUGAGGAUGAGUAAAGGAUGAGAGGAUUUUCAUUUUUGGGUGAACUAUCUCUUCAAUGUUGAAAGCUUGAGAGUGAGUUUGGAGGUUUUUUGGAUGAGGUAUUUUGUAAGUGUAAUAUGUUGGUACAGGGUGUAAAUUUGAUCCAUACCAUACUAUAAACAUGAUUGCGGGUCAAUGGUAUGGAUCAAAUCCAUUGACAGAGUUUUCUCUUUUAAUAGUGCUCCAGUGGUGUCUUGAGGAGAAUUUAUAACACUUUACAAUAAGGUUUAAUUUGUUAACAUUAGAUAUCAUGAACUCAUUAACUAUUUAUUCAUAUUUAUUAUGAAUUAACAAUGAAUAAUAGUACACUUAAGUUAACUUUACAUUAAGAAAUACUUUAAAAUGGUUGCUCAUUGUUAGUUCAUGAUACCUAAUGCAUUAAUAAAUUCAACCUUAUGAUAAAGUGUUACAUAGGAUACAUUUGUGUAAAGACUUUAACACCAAGGCAUGGGUCAUCUGGAAAUUUCCACUGACCUUUAACCAAUCAACCCAGAGCGAGAAAAUGCCUAUAAUUCUUAUUUCUAUCCCGUACAAAUGAGCACUGAUAUUUAGUGGAAGAUGGUGGCCUUGAGAUUGAAACGUUAUGAUGAGGGUGAAGAAAGUGCACUGGAUGGACAAAGUAAUGUGAAAUGUUUGAAAGACUAAACUAUUUCUGAAGAAAUCCUGAAUUAUCUAUAAUUUGUUCAAUUAUUUUUUUAAGCAUGCAUCAAUAAUUUGGAGACCUCAUUCUUCCACUUACACGGCCUUAAUUUUCAUAAUUAAAAUGUGACGAUGUCUUCUGUAGGUGAUGAUGAAUUUGUUUGAUUAUGAAAUGAUUUUAUCCGAAGGCAUAGUCUCAGAAUGGCUGAAGUGGUCAAUGCAUUUUCAGUUUAAACCAAAUGAUAAUAUUUCAUAUGACAGUUUCUAUUACAUUUCUGUUGCCUUCAUGUGACUAUAGUAAAAGGUUGUAUAGCCGUAAGACUAGAGUAAUUUAUUUUAAAUGACAAACUGAUGGUAGACACAAAGGUCAUCUGUGGAAGUAAUCACAUAUAACUAUAUGCACAUUUUUAAAUAUCUUUGGUAAAAAAAAAAAAAAAAAAAUGCUUAUGUCAAGAAAAUAAAAAUAAAGCCUAACUGGAACUCAAUGGUACUCUCAAAAUGUCAGGCCUGCAGCAAAUGCACACGUCCUGAAAAGAUCAGAAUCACAUUUGAAAACCCUAAAAUACAAGAAAGGAACAUAGUGUGGUGUAAUUCUUUUAUGUACUGUUGUGUAUCGCUGUGUGUAGCUUCAUAAAAUAGCCUAGUACAAAUA